Molecule: messenger RNA, 1407 nt
Organism: Paramisgurnus dabryanus
Lineage: Eukaryota; Metazoa; Chordata; Actinopteri; Cypriniformes; Cobitidae
Source: RefSeq, a predicted model, not a curated record
AUGAUUAUUCCCACACCAAACAGCAUUCUCACUCCGCAGCAACUGGAGGAACUCAAGAAUAAUUUUGACCCACUGGAACAAUCUGAUUCUUUUGGGUUCUCUGUGGAUGUUACCGUAGAGGAAACCCUGUGGGUAGAAGACAACAACGGUGAUUGUGACACGCUUGGAGUAGCCAAGGAGGAAGGAAACGAAGCAGUUUGUAAACUAAUCAUCAAGAGGAUCGCUGCUGCCCGUAAAGGAAGAGAGAACGAGAGUGAACCUGCCUGUAAAGAGAGAGAAAAGACGGGAGUGGAUGUUAGGAGAGUGACCUGUGGAAAAAAGAACCAUACUUACCAAGAACUAGCAGCAAACCGACAGGUGAGGACGAUCCCAGUCCAGGUUAAACGAGUCUUCGUGUCUCCGUCGAAGCCUGUGGAAGGAAACACAAAGUGGAGUGAGCAGAGAGAAGAGGAGGGCGCCACGGAUAGCGGAGUUGGCAGGAGCCUGUGUUCCCGGCCCACUCCCCCCUAUAUUUUGGUCAUCAGCCCCUGGGACUUCCGUUGCCCCCUUCCCCUUUCUGCCACCUUCCCGUGCUGUGGUCUGCCUGGAAGGCAGAGAGGAAAGAUUCCUAUCCCACAGCUGACUGCGUAUCCAACCUGGACAGAGUUUUUCCCAAACGAACAAAUCACCAUGCAGUGUGGAUUUGGAAGCACUUCUGACGGCUGGUCCUUUGAAUGGACCAAAAAUGGCAAACCAAUUAUAACAAACCCUACUCUAACCAUUACAGCAAAGAGUUCAUCUGAAUCUGGACAAUAUGCAUGUAAAGGAAAACUUAAUGGCAGAUCAGUUGUUACCCAACAGAGUGAUGUAUUUCAACUAAAUGUAAAAGAGAUUCCUAUUCCAGUGCUGACUGCGAAUCCAAACUGGAAAGAGUUUUUCCAAAACGAACAAAUCACCAUGAAGUGUAGAUUUGAAAGAGGUUCUGACGGCUGGUCCUUUGAAUGGACCAAAAAUGGGGAACUAAUUAAAACAAACCCUACUUUAACCAUCAUAACAAAGAGUUCAUCUGACUCUGGACAAUAUGCAUGUAAAGGAAAACUUAAUGGCAGAUCGGUUAUUACCCAACAGAGUAAUGUAUUUCAACUAAACAUAAAAGAGACUCCUCUCCCAAAGCUGACCGCGAAUCCAACCUGGAAAGAGUUUUUCCCAAAUGAGCAAAUCACCAUGCAGUGUGAAUUUGGAAGCAGUUCUAACGGCUGGUCCUUUGAAUGGACCAAAAAUGGUGAACUAAUUACAAUAAACCCUACUUUAACCAUCACAGCAAAGAGCUCAUCUGACUCUGGACAAUAUGCAUGUAAAGGAAAACUUAAUGGCAGAUCGGUUACUACCACACAGAGUAAUGUAUUUCAACUUAACGUAAAAGUAUGA